Molecule: messenger RNA, 2835 nt
Organism: Paramecium sonneborni
Lineage: Eukaryota; Ciliophora; Oligohymenophorea; Peniculida; Parameciidae
Source: the annotation of a GenBank genome assembly
AUGUUAAAAAAGGAUAUCAGUCUUUGUGAGGAUUCUGUUUUUUGUUAAAAGCCUAAAUGCUAAUUAGAUCACUCAAGAUAAUAUCAAGGUUUUUGCAUUUAUUUAUAUAAUCUCUAAAUGUAAAAUGGAGAAGAUUAAUAAUUAAAGUGCUUAAUCUAAAAUUGUAAAUUAAAACACCACUCAGAAGAAACAUAUCAAUCUAAAUUAAAUACUUAACCUAUUAACGGAAUCUAUCAUCAUAAUUUAUGCGAAACUUAAUGUGAAGAUUAUAAAUGUUAGUAUGUUCAUGUUAAAUGGGCUAAAGGAAUAUGUAAUAAAGCUCUAUUUGGAACUUGUAAAAGUUAAGAAUGUAAAGAUAAGAAAAGGCAUCUAAAUUGGCAAUCACUUAGGUAAGAGGCUUACUCAAAAUAUAAUAUAGAAAUAUUAGGUCAAUAAUAUAACCCAGAAAAUUUAGAUUUAGAUGAAAAUUGCAGAAGAAUUUUGGAAAAAGAUUUCAAAUUUUGCAUACCCUAUUUUCAAGGAAAAUGUCCAUUUAAAUAAUGCUCUAAACUGCAUAAAUAAUGGGAAGAAUUAAAAAAUAGUCAUAACUUUUAGUUUCUUUUUAAACCUUGUACUUAAUUAGAAAAAAACUAAAUCAGCGAAAAUUAUUAAUAAUAUAAAAUAUCAGAAGCUCAACUUUUCUGUGAAGAAUAAUAACUCAAAAAACUUAAAUACAAUGUAAAUAAAUCAAAUUUUAUUGACAUUAUAUUUAUAAUGGAUCUAACUGGAUCGAUGAAACCUUGGAAAUAAUAGAUGGAAUUACACAUUUAACAUAUCAUUGAAUAGUUUUAGGCUGAAAAUCUAGAGAUUUAGAUUAGAGUUGGUUUUGUUGGAUAUAGAGAUAUUGGUGAUAAGGAGAAGAUUGUAUAUCAUCCCUUAACUGAUUAAGUAAAAAGUAUUAUAAGUUUUGUGAAAUCUUAACAAGCAAAAGGAGGGGGAGAUGAAGCUGAGGAUAUUAUAGCAGGAUUAGAAUAGGCUUUAAAAUUGAACAUUUCUUAAUAUCCUUAAAGUCUCCUGAUUACUUAUCUAUUCUGUGAUUCACCAAAUCAUGGUAGAUAAUACCAUAAUGAAACUGAAAGCAUAGAAGAUUAAUUAAAGAGUUAAAUAAGUCUAAAUGCUUUAGAAUCAGUUAUUUUAAAAUUCAAAACUAAGAAAAAAAAUAGCUAUUUCUUUUGUGUAGAAAUUACAAAGAAAACUUAAUCAAUGUAUAAUAUUAUGAGGAAAAACUUUGAAAAUUUGUCAAUACUUAAAGUGGAUUAAACAGAAGAUUUUUCUGAAUUAGUGUAAUUUACUCUAUCGAAAACAAUUGAAGCCUCUCUCAGAUCUUCACAAUUUAGUUUAAAUGGGGGAAAUAAUUCUUACAUUUCAAACAAUUUCAUAAAGGCAGAAUACGAAAGGUUUUAACAAAAAGAUUUAAAUUAUUAAGCUGAAAACAAAUAAUUAGACUAUUGGAAGCAAUUUAUUAAAAACUUAAAUGCUCAUCAAUAAUUAGGAGAAACAUAUUUAUAACUUAAUGAGAAAAAUGAAGAUUUUGAUGUAGAAUAUGCUAAUUACGAUGAAAGAAUUGAUGAAUUUUAUAGUGGAAUAAUAAGUACUGGUUAAGUUUAUAGGACCUCUAUCAUGGGAACAAAUAAUUAUACCUAAAAUACUUAAUUGAAAAUACAGAAGGAAUAAAGAACUUGUGUAUAUAAAGGGUUUGAUGCUAUUUAAAAUAAGUAUAUAAUAAUUAAAAUUCCAACUACUUAUAUUAAAGAAUUUGAGGAUUCAAAAAAAAAUGGAAAACCUAUUUCCUAAGAAAGUAUCAAGUAAACUGAAGAUUAUGCUAGAGCUCGAUAUUAUACAACAAACAUAGCAAACCAAAUGGCUUAUAAAUUUAGAAAUAAAUUAUAGAAACUUAAUAUUGAUGGAAUUCCUCCAAUAUUUUAUGUUGAUUGUUCAAUUUAUAAAUUAGAAAAGCCUUUUAAAGGAAUUACUACAAUAUAUGGAGAAACAUUUAUAGUUGGAAACAAAGAUUGGAGAAAAAUAACAUCAAAUUAAUGUUCAUUAACCAAAAAUUAAGCUAAAGAAUUUUAUUAUACAUCAUUCAGUCAUUUUACUUAUGAAGAAAGUCAAGAAAAUUUAGUUAUUUUAGAUUUGCAAGGUAUUGGAAAUAUUUUAACUGAUGCUUCCAUUCAAACAAAAACUAAUUACAGUAUGGAGUUAUAAAUGGAUGAUACUAAUUUAAGAGAAAUAGGAUUAGAAAAUUUUAAAAAGUAACAUCGUUAAUGUAGUAUAAUAUGUAAAAGGCUAAGACUUAGUAGAAAAGGCUUUAGUGAAUAAUAGAUGGAUUUAAAUACAAUUGAGUGGAAUGGUGGUGAUAUUCAUUAUAUUUGUUAAAUCUGUAAAUAAAUUAAUAGUUGCUUAUUAAGUGAAUAUAAAAAUGAAAAGGAAAUGAAAUGUAGUGAGUGUAAAAAAUUAGAAUACUUAGAAGAAGAAAUUGAAUGUCGAUGUUGUAAAAAGAUUUAUAAAUCUAAAUUAUCUAAGGAAAUACUCACUUUAUACUAAUAUAAACAUUGUCCAACAUGCAUAUUAGAAUGUCAUAAAAAAAAAAAGUAAUGUUAUUAUUGUGAAUGCUAUCACAAAGACGAUUUAGUCGACAUCGAAAACGAAUAUGGAGGUUACAGCAUAUGUGUGGAUGGAAAUAGAUAUCUAUAAGGCCUGAAAUGCAAAAUUUGUUAGGCCAAAUUUAAUAUGAUAAAUGAAAAGCUUAGUCCAGAGUAAUAUAAUAAAAACUUUUAUAUUUGCAAAAACCAUUGA